Messenger RNA from Sphenostylis stenocarpa, 378 nucleotides. The record is from the annotation of a GenBank genome assembly. Lineage: Eukaryota; Viridiplantae; Streptophyta; Magnoliopsida; Fabales; Fabaceae.
AUGGCUUGCACGCAUGAGAAAAAUGAGGUGUUAGAAGAUGGAAAGCGCUACAAGCAACUAAACGACCCUUAUGAGAUAAUUGCACGUGUUAUAUAUGUUCUCACGUCAACUGAACUCGUGACGGUUCACUUUGGUAGUGUAACGGAACUUAACUUAACAUCACGUGACUCAAUACUGAGAACAUCCAAUUAUUCCCUGAAAGCACCACACAAACACUUGCAUGCCCGUGAUGGAAUGGUCCCAUACUCCCAUGGUAUUGCUAAUCAGCCAGCACACACUUUGUCACGGGACUUCUCUAUGCCACGUUCACUCUCUCUAUAUAAUCAGCCUUGUAGUUCCACUCUCAUUACAAUGCAGUGGAAGAGUGAAUCAGAUUGA